Molecule: messenger RNA, 1392 nt
Organism: Styela clava
Lineage: Eukaryota; Metazoa; Chordata; Ascidiacea; Stolidobranchia; Styelidae
Product: glutathione S-transferase omega-1-like
Biological process (GO): glutathione metabolic process
Cellular component (GO): cytoplasm
Molecular function (GO): glutathione dehydrogenase (ascorbate) activity; glutathione transferase activity
Source: RefSeq, a predicted model, not a curated record
UGCAAGUAGUAUGAUUGAAAAUUAACAAUAAUCAUUGAUUCAGUAUUUUCCAGCUUUUACUUGCUUGUUAUCAUAAUAGAUUUAUCUAAAACAAUAUGUCUAUCCCGCGACACAUGGUAACAGGUGACCCGUUCCCAGAGAACAUACCCGGAAAGAUUCGGCUUUACAGCAUGCAAUUUUGUCCUUUCUCAAUGAGAGUGAGAUUGAUGUUGAUAAAGAAAAAAGUCGAAUUUGAAUACGUCAAUAUUAAUCUGAAGAAAAAACCUGAAUGGUUUCUGGAAAAGUAUCCGAUAGGUUCGGUUCCCGUAUUCGAACUCGAUGGCAAACUUAUUGCAGGAUCUUUGGUACUUGCGGAAUACGUGGAUGAAGUCUAUUCUAAGCAAGAAGAAAGAACAAUUCCACAAGAUCCUUACAAAAAGGCGAAAAUUAAUAUGAUGAUCAGCGAUCACCUUGCUAAAGCGGUAGGUCCAAUAUUAGAUCGAUUUUAUCAAAGAGAAGUUGACGUAAAAAAAUUUGAAAAAGCGAUAGCAAAUCUGGAGAAUAUUCUUGGUUCACAAAACUUUUUCAGUGGAGAAAAGUUGGGAUAUGCUGACUAUAUGAUAUGGCCGUGGAUGCGGUAUUUAGAUCCUCUAAUCAUCGAUGGCGUGGUUGGUAGUGGCAAUUACCCGAACAUAGAGAGGUGGAAACAGGAAAUGCUGUCUGAUGAAACAAUUCAAAAAUGUCGCGUGAAACCAGAGAAUAUUGCCAGAUAUAGGAAUUCUGUAAAAACAGGAAAACCAGCGUAUGAUCAAGAGUAACACAAUGUUAUUCCCACAUCUAUUGAAUACCUGUCACCUCAAAAUGACUGCAAUUUGCUGAAGUGCUUCAAGAAUUUUGUCAAUGCUUUCUUUCAUAGCCUUACCUUCUCAUGCAAAUUUCUAUUCAUAUAAGAGGGCAUAUAUAUAAUUUGGAAAUGAAACCUGCAUCUCGUUAAUUGACAUAAACUGUACUAUUAGGAAGAAAGUAUAAACGUACUCUCUUUAACCAUGGUUAGCAUCUUUUAAUCUUGUUGUAACAGAUCUAUAACAAUAUUUUUGCAAUACUUUUAGUUAGAUAAUAUUCAAAUUACACUCAGGCAAAUGGGUAGCCUAGGGGCCUCGUCAUGCAGAUCCGAUCUAUUAUGUUUUUGAAUGAACUCAACAUGCUAUCCAAUCCCCUUAGAUUUCGUAUUCACGUAAUUUCAAAUUUAUUUAUGACGCCAUAAUGAAUUAAUGGCGUUUUAUUACGUAAUUGUUAAAGAGGGGUCUUACAGAUGACAAAGCUGAGGAGGGCUACUUUCGUCUAAACUAAAUUCAUCCUGGCCUAGGUCCAUUAACUUCUUACUCCAAUAUAUUCAUUUCUCAAAUUUGCAAA